Molecule: messenger RNA, 1926 nt
Organism: Pestalotiopsis fici W106-1
Lineage: Eukaryota; Fungi; Ascomycota; Sordariomycetes; Amphisphaeriales; Sporocadaceae
Exons: 1
Coding region: 1-1926 (641 amino acids)
Source: RefSeq, a predicted model, not a curated record
AUGCAGCUACUUUGGCCUUUAAUACUGCUCCUAGAUAGCGUAUUAUGCAGCGCUUCCAAUAUAACUCCAGCUGGGUUGACUGUGCGCUUGAACGACAUUUCAUACUUGAUCUCUCCACAUGUCACAGCAACAAUUUCUGUCGACCCCUCCGCAUUUGCAAACACUCCCUCUUUAUUUGGCCUGGUUCCAGUUUCGGUUUUCACCAACGAUACGGUGGUCGAGAAUGUCGCGAAAGUAGCCAGCUCUUGGGCACAAGUUGAUGAUGUUUUUCAGCCGGCCUUUCUUCAACUAACUCUUCUUGAUCGUGUACCAGGCAAACAUGUCAAUGGUAGUAGCAAGACGGUCAAGGCCAUCAAAACCAGCAACUCUACAAUGAUUCAAUAUUCGUCAAACUCGAAAAUCCCCCAAGGACCCUUCUUUUUGGACAAGUCAACCGGGGAUUUGCAUCCAAUCUAUCGACUAUAUGACGACUUUGCCGGCACUUUCAAUGAGGCUCUCUUGCAAGACCCCAAUGGCACAUUUCAGACACUGUCGGCGAGAAUACCCGGCUCAGCCACGUUGACCAUUGGUGUACCCUCUAGACUGUACUUUGAGCCUUCCGAAACACAACCUCUGGCCGGCGUCCGUAUUGCCGUCAAGGAUAUUUUUUCACUAGCCGGAGUCAAAAAGUCAAAUGGCAACAGGGCAUGGUAUCAUCUUUAUCCUCCCGAGAACACCACUUGUACCGCCAUCUCAAGAUUGGUGGCCGCGGGAGCCGUGGUUGUAGGCACGCAGAGACUGUCACAAUUUGCCACCAGCGAGGUCGCCACGGUAGACUGGGUAGACUACCACUCACCAUUCAAUCCUCGCGGCGAUGGUUAUCAAGAUGCUUCCUCGUCAAGCUCUGGCGCCGGAGCAUCCAUCGCAUCGUAUGAAUGGCUCGAUGCGGCUGUUGGUACCGAUACUGGUGGCAGUAUCCGAAGUCCUGCCGGCGUCAAUGGCGUCUUUGGAAAUAGACCCUCUCAUGGCUCUGUGGCCUUGGAUAAUGUCAUGCCCCUGUCCGAACCGCUAGACACGGCCGGAUUCCUCGUGCGAGACCCCGUGCUUUGGGACAAGCUACAGCAGGUCAUGUAUGGCCCGAAUUAUACCACAAGGCUGGCUGAGGAUAAUGACGAUGCACCUUUCCGAUAUCCGACAAAUAUAUGGACAGUCUCGUGGCCAGACUCGACUACUGAAGCUAGUUACCUUCUCAACGACUUUGCUAGUGCCUUGGCAAAACAUGUCAAUGGCACUCUGGAAACUCUGAAUCUGACGGAGCUAUGGAGUGACAGCAAUUCCGAGGAUCCAGACGUUGACUCGGAUUUGGCGACAAUGCUCAACGUCACGUAUCCAGUUCUGACUGGGCAAGGCCAAGUAUCCAAAGUGAUAGAGCCGUUCUUGGCCGACUAUGCGGCCUUGCACGAUGGACGACGUCCGUUUAUUGAUCCUGCGCCGCUCGCCCGUUGGGCCUGGGCGGCCAAUUACUCCUGGGACGAAGCGAUGCACAACAAGACGCUCUUCAUGAACUGGUUCAACACGGUCGUUCUGCCUCGGGUGAGCGACCCGGCGCAGUGCUCGUCUGGUCUGGUGCUGUACCCGGCCAAGGUGGGCACGCAAGCCCUGCGGAACCGCUACGAUAUUGACCCGCCGGCUCCGUACACGGGGUUCUCUGCUUCCCGCAUGUCUGUGUUUUGCGAGUGCCCGGAUUUCAUCUUUCCCAUUGGUGAGAUGCCGAACUGGAGCAGCAUCACGAAUCAUGAAGAGUAUCUGCCCGUGGCUGUGGGAAUACUGGCUGCCAAGGGCUGCGAUGGGCUUUUGUCGCGUUUAGCCAUGGACUUGGUGGACGCAGGCGUUUUGCAGGCGCCUAGAGUUGGGAGUACAUUGGGGGGUGGUGCUAUACUUUAUUGA